Messenger RNA from Harpegnathos saltator (Jerdon's jumping ant), 283 nucleotides. It is a transcript of the gene wrm2, whose product is annotated as wurmchen 2 transmembrane micropeptide. Bases 61 to 240 code for a protein of 59 amino acids. Lineage: Eukaryota; Metazoa; Arthropoda; Insecta; Hymenoptera; Formicidae. The record is from RefSeq and is a predicted model, not a curated record. The transcript has a single exon.
GCGAAUAGUCAGAUAAAGUAAUCCCGUCGAGAGAGAGUCGGCGCGAAUAAUCUCGUCAAAAUGGGCCUACACGUCUUUUGGCCUGCGACCGCUUGCCUGACGCUGUUCGUGGUUUGCGUAAUAAUUCUCAUGCUGAAGUAUGGCGCGACUGUUUGCAAAUUGCGCCACGAACCGUUGCCGUCCGAUCAAGAAUGGGAGGGUAAAGCGUACUCCCGGAAGCUGUCCGUUUCCAUGGCGUGAGAGAAAGCCAUGGAGAGCGACCGCGAAUUGUCCCGAGAAGAUG